This is a messenger RNA of Penicillium brasilianum, 1458 nucleotides long. Lineage: Eukaryota; Fungi; Ascomycota; Eurotiomycetes; Eurotiales; Aspergillaceae. The record is from the annotation of a GenBank genome assembly.
AUGACUCGAAGUUCUCUCUGCCAUUAUGAACAUGGCGUUCAACGAAGCAUGUCGCUUGACCCGUGGGACAAUACAUCACAAUAUGCACCAACGCCUGGCUAUGCCCCAACACCUGGCUAUGCCCCAACACCUGGCUAUGCCCCAACACCUGGUAACCCCUCUUGGUCACCCACCUCCCCGUCCGACUUAGGCAGCAUCAACGUCGAUCCCAUUUCCCCUAUCGAUUAUGCCUCCCCACAACAAACUGCUUCGCAAAAGAAUAGUCUUCCGUUACUCCAGUUCGGUGAUUGGGAGGAAGGUCGAACAUAUGACGAGGAUCCACCGACUUGUAUCCACUACUUGAUCGAGUGGAAGGUCACUCUCAAUAACAGGACGGUGGCGAAAGACACAGAGCAAAAUCUGGUUCUAGCUCCUCGAUUUCACUGGAGGCUCUUUUUGCAACCAAAGCUAAAGGAGCUACUUGUACGAAAGUAUCCUCGUCGAACACUUGAAUCGGAUGACACUUCUGUUGUCGUAUCCGCCACUCGGCAGAAAGGCCUCACUCUGAGGUUUGAUGGAACCGACAUUGAUUGGGCCUCUAUAGAAAAACAACUUUUGGAUUGGGGAGACCUUUUUCUUGCUGGCAAGAAACUGAGACUGGUUGUCUCAUUCAAUUACAUUGAGAACACUCCGAACUCAAACGCAAGUGGCAGGACCACUGAUAAACGAGGCCCGUCGUCUGCUACCCAGCGGAUGCUUCAAGAACGAGACCGGCAGACCUAUGCUGAGGAAGUAGCCUUAGGAGAGCCGCCUGCCCGGAAAGAGGUAUAUGCUUUAAUGCGUUGUCCCGGGUCCUGUGAACUAGGCCCGCACUGCUGGCAGGAUCCUUAUGGAAAGAAGCAUUAUAAGCUCUACCGAGAUCAGCUGGAGAGUCUGGUUAAGUGUGUGCAGAGCGGCGGGAUUUUACAGUCGCAUGAAGAUGUGCCUGGUAUGAUUCGCGAGCAAAUCUAUAGAGCAGAGAGACAACGGCUCGAUAGACCGCGAGCCAAUAAUCGAUCCACCGCGGAGACAAGCUGCCCUCCCAUUGAUAUCACAAAUGUGCUUCCAACACAAGCUUUACAAGCACCCGGGCUGUCAUCCUCUUCACACCCAGAGACUGCUAGUUCUUCAGCCGACUUUCCGGCUAUUCAUAUUUCUGGACUUCUCGAUGUUGCUGUGAGAGAAUACAGCAACUGGCAACAGUCACGUUUGGGCGAUGAGGCUUUGAAAUCCGAGGUCAGAAAGGCGUGCGACGUAGCCCUAGAGGAUGGACUAAACUUGGCGCAGAUUGAUGAAGACAAAGAUCCUAAUUAUUUCAAGGCGCGUGGUGUCAAGUGGGUAUUGCUCGGCGUUUUGUCAAGGACAUUAGGUACUGUACUGGGUGGAGGUAACAAUCACAGACGCGUGGAGACUGGGAGCAUUCCACAAAGAUUUUUCUGA